Messenger RNA from Syngnathus acus (greater pipefish), 2529 nucleotides. It is a transcript of the gene lpar3, whose product is annotated as lysophosphatidic acid receptor 3. Gene Ontology annotation, cellular component: membrane. The record is from RefSeq and is a predicted model, not a curated record. Bases 262 to 1332 code for a protein of 356 amino acids. Gene Ontology annotation, molecular function: lysophosphatidic acid receptor activity. The transcript is spliced from 3 exons. NCBI's taxonomy places the organism in Eukaryota, Metazoa, Chordata, Actinopteri, Syngnathiformes, Syngnathidae. Gene Ontology annotation, biological process: G protein-coupled receptor signaling pathway.
AGUGUGCGCAGAGGAAUUCAGUCAUGCUGCUGGCGCACAGCGCACACGCCCUGCUGCGUCAUCUUGUCGAAGGCUCACUAACUUCUGGACGCACAAUCUCUGUCUUCCCUGAUUUCGUUCCACUCGCCGCUGUUGCCUCCCUCCGUCCACGGCUGCGUGGGCGCUUGGCUGGAGGGACCGGAGGGGGGGAAAUGGUCGCGUACCCGGAGAGGAUCCUUUCCGCUCUCUCGGUGUGGUGACGCAACCAUUUACCUGAGAAAAAUGGCUCUGCAAAACCUCACGUGCCAUUACGAUGAGCCCAUGAGCUUUUUCUACAACAACAGCGGCGCUGACGACAAAUGGGACAAGACCCAGCUCAUUCUGGUUCAGGUGGUGGGCUCGCUUUUUUGCUUUUUCAUCCUGCUCUCCAACGCCAUGGUCAUCGCUGCUGUCAUCACUAACAAGAGGUUCCACUACCCGUUCUACUAUCUGCUCUCCAACCUCGCUGCCUCGGACUUCCUGGCGGGCAUCGCGUAUGUGUACCUCAUGUUUAACACGGGUGAGGUCUCACGGAAACUGACAGUGAAAGGAUACUUUAUCCGCCAAGGUCUUCUGGACAUCAGCCUGUCUGCCUCGCUGGCCAACCUGCUGGUCAUCGCGCUGGAGCGUUACAUCUCUAUCAUGAACUUUAAAGUGCACAGUAACCUGACAAAGAGGAGGGUGACCUUGCUCAUCGUGCUGGUGUGGGGCAUCUCCAUCCUCAUGGGCGCCGUGCCCAGUCUGGGCUGGAAUUGCAUCUGCAACCUGAAUGACUGUUCCCAGCUGGCCCCCGUUUUCAGCAGGGGCUACCUGGUCUUCUGGUCUGUGUCUAACCUGGUCGUGUUUCUGGUCAUGGUGGUCAUUUACUUGAGGAUCUACACCUACGUUAAGAAGAAGACCUCAUUGCUCACUCCGCACACCAGUGGCUCCAUUAACCGCAAGCGGAUGCCUAUCAAGCUCAUCAAAACUGUCAUGGUGGUGCUGGGAGCUUUUGUGGUCUGCUGGACUCCCGGCCUGGUGGUUCUGCUGAUGGACGGCCUCAACUGCACCCGCUGCAACGUCAUGAAACUAAAGCGCUGGCUUCUGCUCCUGGCUGUACUAAACUCUGUCAUGAACCCUUGCAUUUACUCCUACAAGGACGAGGAAAUGUGGAUCACCUUCAAGAACCUCUUGCGAUGCAUAGGCAACGGUACUCGGCGGCAGCGCUCCACGAGAGCCAACGCCCGGCCGCUAAGCUCCACCCAUGACACGGGCAACAGCCAGCUUCCAUCCGAAGAGACAAAAAAUGGCGAUCAGGAUAUCUUCCAGACCUGAGAUUAUGAUUAUCGUUCCUGAACUUUGACAAAUGUCUGUUCAGUUGAAGAUGAAAAUGCUUCAUGAAGAUAACGCGUAGACUGGAGUCAACAGUUCUCUUAUCUUCAAAGAUGUCCGGUGAGGAGCACCAGCUUAAGUGUCAGUCAAAAGCUGAAGGUGUUUUGUUGCGCUGAGAAGACACAACACCCUGUUGGUGUAACAAACACAACACGACACUUGUUUCCACUUGCUGGAAUUUCAUCAUUUUGCAAGUAAUCUCUAAAGAGAGAUUCCAGUCUUGUUUCUGUUUCUGUUAUUUAUGGCUGAAAAGAAACACUAAGAAGGUCACCCUGGUCCAUUUUUUUCUAUUAAAUUCUAGAAAGUAAAUAAUAUACCAUGUGAUGCGACUGUCUUGUUUGCGUCUAGUUGGUCAUUAUGAUGUAGUUUGAUAUCGUGAGGAGUAGAUCGUUUUAAGGACUAGUACUGUAGCUCUGCAUUGUUAUGUUACAUACUGCAAGAAAUGAACAAUACUGUGUAAACAGAAGCCACUCUGGCCACUACAUUAGGUACACUUGCUAUAUGCUCAUGUGGUGACUGCAAACUACGUACACACAUUUUGAAAUUAUUACCUCUGUCAACCAUACAUCUGUUGCCCAAGGCAAAACAUUUGAUAUUUAGAUCUCUUUCGAUUUCACAAGCGCAUUUAAUCAAAUCUCGGGGGAUGGAUUUCAAAUUUAUGUUAGCUUGCCGCCUCAUCUCUCUCUUUUUUUUUUUCCUCCAUUUGCAACCUCCAGCUGCUGAUUGAGGCAAACUUGUUCUCCCUGUAGCAUUUCCCCACUUCCGCUUCAGUUCCUUUUAAUGGCUGCUGCUGCUCUAGUGAAACAAAGGCAAGAGGCUUGUAAAGGGGAAAAAAAAUGUCGUAACACACUGGAUUCCUGGUUUGUCACACAAUAGUUUACCUGCAGGAAGUAAGGAGGAUAUGACUGACGUUAGACUACAACGCUCCUUCCCAGCUCGUGCUAUAAAUAGCUGAUAGGUUUGACACAUGCGGCUUCGGCCUGCCGACACUAUGUAUGACGGUUCAACAUUCCUCACUAACGCUAUUUCAUGUUUUGUCUUUGACUACUUGUUUAUGUAUAGUGCAUCGCACGGAAUGCAUGAGCCUUUUUACAAAUUACAUUGAGAAAAUUAAGUUUUAUAAAAAGACAAAUAUGACAA